CUCUUUCUAUUUUUGUGUUUGUUUUAUGCUGUGCAGUCCCAGAGAUCUUCAACUCUAAAAGCCUGGCUCUUCAAGCUCAGAAAAAGAUCUUGAGUAAGAUGGCAACGAUGGCGGUGGCCAACAUGCUCAUCGAUGACACCAGCAGCGAGAUCCUGGACGAGCUGUACAAAGUUAGUCGAGAGUACACCAAGAACAAGAAGGAAACAAUCAAAAUCAUUAAAAACGUGAUCAAAAUCGCCUUGAAAAUCGGGAUCCUCUACAGGAACCAUCACUUCAGUCCAGAGGAGCUGGAGACCGUGGAGAAGUUCAAGAAGAAAAUGAAUCAGAGCGCCAUGACCGCGGUCAGCUUUUACGAGGUGGAUUACACCUUCGACCGCAACAUUCUCUCCGAACUCCUCAACGAGUGCAAGGACCUUCUGCAUGAACUCGUGGAGCACCACUUGACAGCAAAAUCCCACAGGCGCAUCGAUCAUGUUUUUGAUCAUUUUGCUGAUGCAGAGUUUCUUUCUGUCCUUUACAGUCCUUGUGAAGAAUACAGACUAUACUUGAAAAAGAUCUGCGAGGGUAUUACCAAACUACUUGACGAGGGAAUUCUUUAACCUGUUCCUUUAUAUGUCGUGCUGUCUUUUAUGAACUGUACUUUUAUUUUUUGGAUGUGUUUUCACAAUAUAUGACUGGCUAUACUAGUAAAUCAUCCUGAUCUGUACAUCCUAGGGUUAGCAAUUUUGAUAGUUCAUAUGUUUGUAAUUGGAGAGGACCUUAAAUUCUAUUUCACUUGGUGGAACUCCCCACACCUCAGCAAAUGGAUUCGGAUACUAUAGACUUGGUUUCAUUGGUUGAAAUCACCAGUAUUUUGUUUUGAUUUAAUGUUCCCUGUUAAAGAAAUAAAUCAGGUGGCUGGAAUCACUUUCCCUUUAA
Messenger RNA from Acipenser ruthenus (sterlet), 918 nucleotides. Its product is annotated as tumor necrosis factor alpha-induced protein 8-like protein 3. Gene Ontology annotation, biological process: regulation of apoptotic process. The transcript has a single exon. The record is from RefSeq and is a predicted model, not a curated record. Gene Ontology annotation, cellular component: cytoplasm. Bases 99 to 599 code for a protein of 166 amino acids. NCBI's taxonomy places the organism in Eukaryota, Metazoa, Chordata, Actinopteri, Acipenseriformes, Acipenseridae.